This is a messenger RNA of Porites evermanni, 1128 nucleotides long. The record is from the annotation of a GenBank genome assembly. Lineage: Eukaryota; Metazoa; Cnidaria; Anthozoa; Scleractinia; Poritidae.
GAUACAUUUUCCUCACUUCAUAUUAAUAUUCGUAGUCUACCUAAACACUUUGAUGACUUAUCAGAAUUUCUUCUUACAUUGAACAGGUCUUUCUCCAUUAUUGCUGUUUCUGAAACCUGGUUACAUAGGUCUAAUUCUGAUUUAUUCCAUUUGCCAGGCUACCAUUUUAUCUCUAGUCACAGAGAACAUAAAGCGGGUGGUGGGGUUGGUAUUUAUAUUCAGUCUCACUUAAAAUUCAAGCUUAGAACUGAUCUCCAAUCCUCUGAUAAUGCACUGUAUGAAUCAGUCCUUGUAGAAAUUAUUCAACCACACAGAAAGAAUAUCAUUGUUGGCUGCUUUUAUCGACCCCCUGAUGCCUCGGUUGCUGAUUUUAACAAAUCUCUCGAAGGCAUCUUAUCGACUAUCAGCUUUGAGAAUAAGCUAUCUUAUCUCAUGGGUGAUUCUACUAUUAAUAUCCUUAAUUCACAGUCCCACCAACCUUCUAAUGAGUUCAUCAAUCUUAUGGUAUCUAAUAGUCUAUAUCCUUUGAUUUGUAAGCCAACUCGCCUAACUUCCACAAUUGCAACUCUGAUUGAUAAUAUAUCUACAAACAAUCUCGAACACUGUAUGAAUAGUGGCAUUUUCUACUCUGAUUUAUCUGAUCAUCUCCCAAUUUUCCAAGUCACUCAUCUAAAAUUAGAUGCUGAAACGCCUUGCAGAAAGAGAUUGGCACGCCUCAUUAACCCUGCAACGAUUGCAGCAUUCAGGUCUAAAUUGGAAACCAUUGAUUGGUCUGUUAUCUAUAACUCUGACUCUACCAGUGACUCCUAUGACACAUUCUCUAGUCUUCUUAUUUCAGCAUAUCAUAAGUCAUUUCCACUUAAACCCGUAUACCCUGAAUCCGGGCGUUCUUCUAAACCCUGGUUUUCAAAAGGUCUCUUUGUAUCCUGUAACAGGAAGAAUUCCCUUUAUAAACAAUUCCAAACAAACCCUACUGAAUCAAACAAAUCUAGAUAUAACGAGUAUCGAAAUAAGUACAAUUUUCUCAUUAGAGUUGCUAGGAAAAAAUAUUUUCAUGACAAAUUAGUCUCGGUUAGCUCAGACCUGAGGAAGACUUGGUCAGUUAUUAAGCAGAUUAUUUCUAAAUAG